UUCAUUUCCGUACGGAACCAUUGAGCGCUUUGCAACUGCACCUAGACGGACAUGUUUCUCCGGCACACCUCUGCGUAGACACGGCGUUUGAAAUGGCUGUCACCCUGCACACAGAUCUAGGAGACAUUAAAAUUGAAUUGUUUUGUGAGCGCGCACCGAGGACGUGUGAGAACUUCCUCGCCUUGUGUGCCAGUGGGUUCUACAAUGGCUGCGUCUUCCACCGAAAUAUUAAAGGUUUCAUGGUUCAAACUGGAGAUCCGACAGGCACAGGUAAAGGAGGAACGAGUAUAUGGGGCCGCAAAUUUGAAGACGAGUACAGCGAACACCUAAAACAUAACGUAAGAGGGGUCGUCUCAAUGGCAAACAAUGGCCCCAACACAAACGGCUCCCAGUUUUUCUUCACAUAUGCCAAACAGCCCCACCUGGACAUGAAGUACACAGUGUUUGGAAAAAUUAUCGAUGGCCUGGAGACACUGGACGAGCUGGAGAAACUGCCUGUCAAUGAAAAGACGUUCCGACCGCUGACUGAAACCCGGAUAAAGGAUGUGACCCUUCAUGCCAACCCCUUUGCUGGAUAGAUGAUGAAAAAUGCAGAUAGACCGUUAACACAGACAUGGGCUCUGAUAGCCCGAUUGAUACAGUGUAUAGUACCUUGCCAAAGUUAAAGUGGAUAACUUGUCAGAGGGUAGAAAUUGGAGAGACAUCCCCCAGACAUCAACAAUGACAACAAAAUUAAGUUUUUAUACUAGCAUGUUCUAAAAGAUUAAUUAAAAUGUCAUUUCCACCUUAAUCACUGUCCAUAGAGUCCCAAAGCAAAAUUCAGGGGCACACCUUCUCCAGUUUCUGUCUGUGUGUGACAUUUCAGAAAUGGUUUGAUGUGACAAAGCCUUUGUAAUGAAGAAGUAUGUGUUUAUUUUUCACCUAUUCAUCUUCAUGUAUUCACAGUUUGGUCCAAAAAACAAAAACAUGCUUGACUUUGUGUAACACUGCUACACAGCUACUGGUCUUGACAGUCUUAUGUAAAUAAAUGCUGAUCAUUUGUACUGAAUAAAACUUUUAUAACAAA
Larimichthys crocea (large yellow croaker) is the source of this 1066-nucleotide messenger RNA. RefSeq names its product peptidylprolyl isomerase (cyclophilin)-like 3 (gene ppil3). Bases 93 to 578 code for a protein of 161 amino acids. Lineage: Eukaryota; Metazoa; Chordata; Actinopteri; Sciaenidae. The transcript is spliced from 6 exons. The record is from RefSeq and is a predicted model, not a curated record. Gene Ontology annotation, biological process: protein peptidyl-prolyl isomerization; protein folding. Gene Ontology annotation, cellular component: catalytic step 2 spliceosome. Gene Ontology annotation, molecular function: peptidyl-prolyl cis-trans isomerase activity.